AUAUUUUAUCGAUUUACAACAACCAAUUCAAUUUUUUAAUAAAAUAUCAAGUAUAUUAGUUCUAUAUAUAUAUAGAUAUAAAAAUUUAUAAUGUUUUCGUCAUUUUGUUCAAAAAUUAGAUAUAUUAAUAGCAAUAAUUCAUUACUUACAAGAGGUUUAAAAAGUGAUCUACAUAUAAAAUGGGUUCGACCUGAAAAGAUUGCUUGUUGGCAUCCGAAAAAAACUGGUGACUUAGUACCGUUAAAGAAUAUUUAUAUGCCUGAAUUCCCAUUACAGUUUCAGAAUUCUCAUGAAUUAAAGACGGCAAAUGAAUAUGUUCGUAAAGUUUUUUCCUGUGAUUUUAUGGGUCGUCGUUAUGCUAUGGAGUUGUAUCGACAAAAAUUAAUUAAUGAAGUGAAAUCUAACAUUCUUGAUUCAACUUCAUGUGAAGUUCAAAUUGCUAGUAUGACAGCCAAUAUUCGUAAUCUUCAAAAUCAUUUUGAAAUUGCUCCAAGAGAUAAACUUUCUAGAGUAGCCAUGAAAGAAAUAAUUGACAAAAGGAAAAAACGGUUGAAGUAUUUGCGAACCUGGGAUUAUAAAAAAUUUGAAUGGUUGUUAGAAAAGUUGGAAAUAGAAUAUCGACCUCAUCCAGUAUAUGAAAGAGUGGAAAGAAAAAAGUCAUUGCGCCGUCUAACAUCUCAAUGGUGUGAUAUGGUAAAAACAAAAAAACUGAAUAUAUAUCAGAAAGAAUUAGAUAGUCAGAAGGUAUCAUUCCUUGAGCAUAAAGUAGAAACAUUAAAAUGGGCCAGAAAGGAAGAAAUUGAGUGUGGCAUUACACCUACUAUAUUAGAAUCUGAAAUUGAAGCAGCUCAAAAACAAUUGGAAGAGUGGCAAACUAUAAUGAAUGAAAAAAAAAAAGGAGAAGUUGUUUAAUAAUAUUACUAUAAUAUAUAGUAAUAGCACUUUAAAAAAAUUGCAUAUUUUUACUUUAAGAAAUUUCAAUGUUAUAACAGAUUACAAAAAAAAAAAGAGGAGAGUUAAAAGUAUUUUAUUUAUAAUUCAAAAAUUAAUUGUUAAAUAAAAAAGAAAGUUUAACUAUUAUCAUUUUCUUUAACUAGAUAUAAUUUUAGGUAGAGUUAGAACUAAAUUCUAUUGAUAAAAAAGUUGACUAGUCAUAGGAGAAACUAGAAUAAAAAUAUUGAGGUAAUUCUUGUAUUUCUCUUUCCCUAAAAAUUAUUAUACAAAAUAAACAUAAUUUUUUUAGUUUUUAAAAAGCAAAUUAAUUGACUGUCAGACUAGGACUUAUAGUUGAACAUAUUAAUUUAGUUCCCCAACCUCUUCUUGGUAUAACUACAAAUAGAUACUAAUUUAGAAACUCCCAACAAAAUAUUUUGAAUUCCAAUUUUUUUUUAUUUUUCUAGUACUUAAGGCAAUAGGAUAUUACUAUACUUAGGAUUUCCACGGGAUAUACCAAUUCAAUCACCAUAAGUGAUCAACUGGUAAAACCAAUCUCAUGAUAGAAAAAAAUUUAUUUUAUACUUUCUAAAUGUUUAAUAUGGAAAGACAAGUUUAGAAAAAAAAACUGUUUUCACAUAAAAUAUAUUAAAAGUAUCUAAUAAUAUAUGCAUAAUAAAAUAAUAAACUAUUUGGUGUCCCAUCAUAUUUUUAUUUAAGGUAAAAAAAGGCGACUUGAUCUCAACAAAAACAAAGGACUUAGAAGAAGAAUUUGAUGAUUUCCUUUAACAUUAACCAAAAUAAAACAAAACAAAUUUGUUGUUAUGAUUUAUUGUGAAAUCUCUUAACUGAGUGUUGCUAGAGUUCAGAAUUCCUAGAAAAUUUUAUCAUACACUAUUAUAAAACAAAAUAAAAAAAACCCAGCACAGGGGGGUCGUGGUAUAGUGGUGACGUGGCAUAAUUGGAUCAAGUAUAAUGAUAUCUGACGGUGAUUAAAAUCACAAUAAAAAAAACAUUUCGAUGCAAAUAUUUAGAUAGUUUGAAUUUAAUAAUAAUAAUAAAAAAUUUGAAUUUAGUUGCUACUAAAAUUUCUGAUAAUUUAAGUCCCCUAAUAUCCGUUAUUAAGUUGUAAGUUUUAUAAGUUUUAUACAAACUAAAUAAAAAUUAUGUGAUAUUUUUUCACUACUUAUCACUAAACUAAUUUACAGAGGCAUACGUAAGAGUUGAGUUCUAGUAUUUGAACACUCCCCAAAGCCAGGUCAACUAUAUAGAAGGAGGUGAAGCUCGAUAUAGACCUAUUAUCAACCUAUAAUCAAAACCAUAAUUCAUCUAAAAUCCUACAUACAUUAAUGUUAUAUUUAUAUUAUAUAAUUUUUAAUAUAUGCAAUCUUUAAUUUAUUUCAAAAUUAUUAUAUCAAAUAACGUUUGGAUGCUUGUAAAAAAAAUAUAUAGAAUGUUCAGUAAGUAAGGAAACUGGUUUCUAUUGUUACUGAACACUCUGUAUUAGUAUUUUAUA
Daktulosphaira vitifoliae (grape phylloxera) is the source of this 2449-nucleotide messenger RNA. It is a transcript of the gene bonsai, whose product is annotated as 28S ribosomal protein S15, mitochondrial. NCBI's taxonomy places the organism in Eukaryota, Metazoa, Arthropoda, Insecta, Hemiptera, Phylloxeridae. The transcript has 4 exons. The record is from RefSeq and is a predicted model, not a curated record. The coding region runs from base 91 to 912 and encodes 273 amino acids. Gene Ontology annotation, biological process: translation. Gene Ontology annotation, cellular component: ribosome. Gene Ontology annotation, molecular function: structural constituent of ribosome.